Acanthoscelides obtectus is the source of this 1498-nucleotide messenger RNA. Lineage: Eukaryota; Metazoa; Arthropoda; Insecta; Coleoptera; Chrysomelidae. The record is from the annotation of a GenBank genome assembly.
GUAUAUUUCGAAGAGAGCCACCGUAGCCUUUCUCAGCUGCUUGGGUUUUAUCAUCAUGUUUGGCAUGAGGACUAGUAUGGGGAUCAUCAAAGUUAAAAUGAGCAAUACAACGUGGGACCGGGAAACAUUGGCCUCGAUGGACGCGGCUAUCUUCUAUGGUUAUUUUGUCACCCAAAUCCCAGGUGGUUUGAUAGCAGCUAUCUACCCAGCCAAUAAACUAUUUGGGGCCGCGAUUGGUUUUUCCUGCUUCCUCAACUUAUUUUUGCCUUCCUUUCAACAUAAACCACAUGCCUUCAUAUUCGUCAAGGUCAUACAGGGCCUUGUAGAGGGUGUCACUUAUCCAGCUUGCCAUGGUAUUAUGAGACACUGGGCGCCUCCGCUAGAAAGAUCAAGGCUUGCUACAUUAGCAUUUACUGGAAGCUAUGCCGGAGUCAUGUUUGCCAUGCCUAUAACUGGUGAACUGGUGGAGCACUGGGGAAUCGUAGCACCUUUUUAUUUUUAUGGUGCAAUAGGAAUACUAUGGUACCUCGCGUGGUUGUGGCUGGUAUUUGAGAAGCCAGCUUACCACACUUGCAUCGAGCUCAAAGAAUUGGCUUUAAUAGAGACCUCUUUAGGAGGAUCACAAGAAUCCUACGUCGCGCCGUCGUUGACAAGCACGCCUUGGUUGACGUUCUUCACAUCAAUGCCUUGCCACGCGAUAUUCGUGGCCAACUUUUGUCGCUCGUGGAACUUUUAUCUGUUAGUUAUGUUCCAAGCAUCGUUUUUCAAGGAUAUAUAUCAUGUAAACUUGAAAGAGAAUGCCUUUUUAGGAGCCCUACCGCAUUUAUUGAUGACCAUCGUAGUCCCUCUAGGGGGUAUUGUAGCAGAUAAAAUUAGGAAAAAAGGAAUCCUAAACACGACACAAGUGAGGAAGUUAUUCAACUGUGGAGGUUUCGGUAUGGAAGCAACUUUCUUCAUAGUAACGGCCUACGCUCAGGCGUUUACUCAGGGAAUAACCGCACUGACUAUCGGUGUGGCUUUUAGUGGCUUCGCUAUUUCGGGAUUCAAUGUGAAUCAUCUGGAUAUUGCCCCAAGAUAUGCCAGUAUCCUUAUGGGAUUGUCCAAUGGAAUUGGAACAAUGAGUUUCGUCACAUGCAAUUUAAUGAAAUCUGUAUAUGGAUAUGAUUUGCAGACGAAAGAAGAAUGGAGAAUAGUGUUGGUCUUCUCAGCAUGUGUGCAUUAUGCUGGUAUCACAUUCUAUGGGUUGUUCGCUUCUGGAGAACAACAACCGUGGGCUGACCAAAAAGCAGAAAUUGAAAAGCAGCAGUGGAGUGAACUAGAUCAACCAAUGCCACUCAAAGGCUCACAGGUAAAUAGCACAAUAUACAAGGUGUUUAAAAACCAUCAUCAUCACCUAUAUACGACCUGUAGGUACAGGUUGCUCACUGAGACUCUGCGAGUCCAGUAUCUUUAUGACGAUCACAUGUAUGUCCGUUCUUGCGGAAGCCAUCAGCAAUAA